GAAGCCAAGAAAUACAUAGUGUUCCUGCAGAAGUGAGACUAGUUAGCCCAUAUAACAAAGAAAUGGACUUUGGUGGCCAUUAAUCAGCAGCCUCUAAAAUCUAGAGAAGUGAUGAUGAUAAUGAUGAUGGCGACGACGAUGACGACAACGGUGACGACGACGAUCUCAAUUAAAACUUGUUUCCAAGUGACGAUGGAGCAUGCUCAAUAGCCAGUAUAUGCUGCAGACUGGAAUAAGUCUGAUUUUGCGAAGGAUCAAUUCUGGUUUUCUGAGGAUCAUGGAUAUUUAAAACAAAUCAGGAGGGGUUUUUUGUUUUGUUUUGUUUUGUUUUGUUUGGAAAGCCGGAUUGGAGCUAGGGAGAAAAUGACCCAUAUGUUAAACGCAGCGGCAAAUGGAGUGAAAUGGACCAGAUCUAGGACUGCUAAAAGGGUCGCCUGCCUGAUGGCUGCGGCAUAUGCUCUUAAAACUCUCUAUCCCGUUAUUGGCAAGCGUUUAAAGCAGCCCGACAGCAAAAAGAACCUAGAGGAAAUUUGCCCGACUGCAGAGAAUCCGGGGAAACUGCAUUGCACUGAGGGCUCUUGGAAGAAAGCUCCUGGAGUGAAUGCAGAUUUUUUCAAACAGCUUCUGCAGCUUCGGAAAAUUCUCUUUCCCAAACUUGUGACCACCGAAACAGGUUGGCUAUGCCUCCAUUCCGUAGCCUUAAUCUCAAGAACUUUUCUUUCUAUCUAUGUGGCUAGUCUAGAUGGAAAAAUUGUGAAGAGCAUUGUGGAGAAAAAACCUGGGACUUUCCUUAUUAAAUUAAUCAAAUGGCUUAUGAUUGCAAUUCCUGCAACAUUUGUGAACAGUGCAAUAAGGUAUCUGGAGUGCAAGCUUGCUUUGGCUUUCAGAACUCGUUUGGUAGAUCAUGCCUAUGAGACCUAUUUCACAAAUCAGACUUAUUAUAAGGUGAUCAAUAUGGAUGGGAGACUUGCAAACCCUGAUCAGUCUCUUACUGAGGAUAUUAUGAUGUUCUCCCAGUCUGUAGCUCACUUGUAUUCUAAUCUAACCAAACCCAUUUUGGAUGUAAUGCUGACUUCCUAUACUCUCAUCCAGACUGCUACAUCCAGAGGAGCAAGCCCCAUUGGGCCUACAUUGCUGGCAGGGCUUGUAGUGUAUGCUACUGCCAAAGUAUUAAAAUCAUGCUCCCCCAAAUUUGGUAAAUUGGUGGCUGAAGAAGCUCACAGGAAGGGAUAUUUGCGGUAUGUGCACUCCAGAAUUAUAGCCAAUGUGGAAGAAAUUGCCUUUUACAGAGGACAUAAGGUAGAAAUGAAACAACUGCAGGAAAGUUACAAGGCUUUAGCAGAGCAAAUGAAUCUCAUUUUAUCUAAACGUUUAUGGUACAUUAUGAUAGAGCAAUUCUUGAUGAAGUAUGUCUGGAGCAGCAGUGGACUGAUUAUGGUAGCUGUACCUAUUAUCACUGCAACUGGCUUUGCAGAUGGUGAUUUAGAGGAUGACCAGAAACAAGCUAUGGUUAGUGAACGUACAGAAGCCUUUACCACUGCACGAAAUUUAUUGGCCUCCGGAGCAGAUGCCAUUGAAAGGAUCAUGUCUUCAUAUAAAGAGAUCACUGAAUUAGCAGGCUAUACUGCUCGAGUGUACAAUAUGUUUUGGGUCUUUGAUGAAGUAAACAAAGGAAUUUACAAGAGAACUGCUAUUCAAGAGACUGAAAAUUCUGUCAGGAUUGGAGAUAAAAUAGAAUUAUCUUUCAGCACCUUAGAAAUCAAAGGAAAAGUUAUCGAUGUUGAUCAUGGAAUUAUUUGUGAAAAUGUUCCUAUUAUAACACCAGCUGGAGAAGUGGUGGUUUCCAGGCUAAACUUCAAAGUACAAGAAGGAAUGCAUCUUCUGAUAACUGGUCCCAAUGGUUGUGGCAAAAGUUCUCUCUUCAGGAUUUUAAGUGGGCUGUGGCCUGUGUAUGAAGGAGUCCUCUAUAAACCCCCACCUCAGAAUAUGUUCUAUAUUCCACAAAGGCCCUACAUGUCUCUUGGAACUCUACGGGAUCAAGUUAUUUACCCUGACUCUGUAGAUGAUAUGCAUGAAAAAGGAUAUAAUGACCAGGACCUGGAAAGCAUUCUCCACAAUGUCCAUCUCUAUCACAUUGUUCAGAGAGAAGGAGGAUGGGAUGCUGUCAUGGAUUGGAAGGAUGUCCUUUCAGGAGGAGAGAAGCAGAGAAUGGGCAUGGCACGGAUGUUCUAUCAUAAACCAAAAUAUGCACUGCUGGAUGAAUGUACUAGUGCAGUCAGCAUUGAUGUUGAAGGGAAGAUAUUUCAGGCUGCAAAAGGUGCUGGAAUAUCCUUGUUAUCAAUUACACACAGGCCUUCUCUUUGGAAAUACCAUACUCAUUUAUUACAGUUUGAUGGAGAAGGAGGUUGGCGCUUUGAACAGCUGGAUACAGCUAUUCGUUUAUCACUGAGUGAAGAAAAACAAAAACUGGAAUCCCAACUAGCUGGCAUUCCCAAGAUGCAGCAGAGACUCAAUGAACUAUGCAAAAUUUUGGGAGAAGAUUCAGUGCUGAAAACAAUAAAAAAAGAAGAUGAAAUAUCUUAAUCUGUUCUGAUGUGUCUUGGAAAUUUUUAUCAUUGCUGUUAAAGAUGUUAAUGAGACACUAGUAUAAUGCAUGCGUUAUGCUAACUUAAACACAGAGGGAAAAAUCAGCCAAAAAUGAUUUAUGAGAUUUGUGCAUGGAGGCAGAAUGUUUUGAACUUUGAGAAGAAAAUAAACAACUGAAUUUUGAAAAGAGUACUCACUAUGGCUUAUUCUAAUUCCUAAUGAAAGUCCAAUUCAUCAGGAAAAGGAGAUUUAAUCAAUCUGAGUGAAUAUAGGCAAGAUACCAGACUCUUGGGUCUGCUUAACGUGUCUACUGUAUUAAAUGAAAUUUAUUGCAGGCAUGAAACAACAUAAGGUUUGAAUUGUGUGUAUAGAUGCAUAAGACAAAAAAUAUAUAUAGGAUUCUGGUCCACUUAUACAUCAUUGUAAGUUUUACGCUGCUCAUUAUUCCUAGUAGCUGCUGAAUUUCAACACAAAGAAAGCAGUUUAUUAAUAGGAGUGGUUAAAAACUGCCACUUGAAAACCAAAGACAUUGUGAAAGUAAUUUUAGACUUUAAACAACUUGAUACAGGCAUGUAAUAUCUAUUCAUUUUAGGGGUAAUUUCACAUCUGUUAAGAGUCCCUUAAUUUCAAAUAGUGAAUGGAAUAAAUGGAAAAGGACAAUCCAAAAAAAAGUUUGCUUCAAAUUAUAAUUUCUUUGUAGCUGCAUGCAAUCAUAGUCCAGAAAUGCAAAACUUAUGAGUCUCUGUAAUGGAAGAGGCACCAAAUUAUUCUUUAUACUAUAACAAAAAUAGACAUCCCAAAAAUAUUAGAAUGGAAAUAAAUAGAAAAUCAGCUGUCCCCAAACCAAUUGGUUAUGAAAUUAAAGAUUGGCUGAUGUGUUGCGAAGGAAACUGGAUUUAGUAAUUUUAGUGUUAAUACAAUUAUUUUUGGCUAAGUAACAAGGAUAAAAUAAAAAAUGGAGGUGACAUUAGAAUUUGUUCAGUGAGGGACAAGGAAAGACAAUCCUCACCCUCACCUGGUUUCCUUCAAAUCUGAUCAAAUCCCUUCAACAACAAGCCUGUUUGUACACAAUUGUUUGCAUGUUGUCUUCCACAUUGGACUAUGAGAUCUUUAAGAUUAGGAAUUGUUUUGUGCCUUUCUUUGUAUCCCCAAAACUUAGCACAGUCAUUGGCACAUAGUUGGCACCUAAAUACUUGUUGACUAUUACAUAAAAGUAAAAAUGGUCUUCUUGAAUCUUAGCAAAUAGGAGUAAUGCAAUGAACUUAAAAUUUUUUAUCACAGUGGUCCAGGUACUAUACAGAGUAUCUAGGUGACAGGAGUUAAAAUAAUGCUAGCUAACAUUAUAAUGCAUUGUAAGUUUUGCAAAGCACAUUCCAUAUAUAUCUGCUUAUUGAUAUAAGUAAAAGUUUCAAUUAUUUUUUACUUCCUAUGGCCCAGUGAUACUCCACAAAUGAAAGAACAAUAUUUGAGAUUUCUGGUGCUUGUGACACUAUGUUGACAGACCAGAAAGAAAAUUAAAACGAUCCAAACUUUUUGCUCUCUCAGGUUCCAUUUACACAUAUAAGUAUUAACAUCAUCUUUGCCUUCUUAGUUGUUAAAUUUUAAGUCAAAUUUCUUGAAUGAAAGAGGAAGUUACUGGAAAAACAAAGAA
Phascolarctos cinereus (koala) is the source of this 4237-nucleotide messenger RNA. RefSeq names its product ATP binding cassette subfamily D member 2 (gene ABCD2). Gene Ontology annotation, cellular component: peroxisomal membrane. The record is from RefSeq and is a predicted model, not a curated record. Lineage: Eukaryota; Metazoa; Chordata; Mammalia; Diprotodontia; Phascolarctidae. Gene Ontology annotation, biological process: fatty acid beta-oxidation; very long-chain fatty acid catabolic process; peroxisome organization. Gene Ontology annotation, molecular function: ABC-type transporter activity; ATP hydrolysis activity; long-chain fatty acid transmembrane transporter activity.